Molecule: messenger RNA, 2419 nt
Organism: Durio zibethinus
Lineage: Eukaryota; Viridiplantae; Streptophyta; Magnoliopsida; Malvales; Malvaceae
Product: serine/threonine-protein kinase BSK1-like
Biological process (GO): protein phosphorylation; brassinosteroid mediated signaling pathway
Molecular function (GO): ATP binding; protein binding; protein kinase activity
Source: RefSeq, a predicted model, not a curated record
AUUUUGCAAUUUAAGUACUCCAGGAAAAAGCAUUUAUGAUUGAUGAAUUAUGAUUUAACUUGAGAGAAGCAGCUUAGUAAUUUCCCAGGGGCUGUAUUAAAAAGUGAGUAUCACUGUCUUAAAGUCGGAAAUGAUCACCUCCUUUAUUACCUCAACCAGUUAAGCAUUGAAAAAGGAAAAGCUAGAAGUGAACAGCCUCCUCGCAAAGGCGAGAAAAAACCUGAAACAUAACAAAAACUCAACCUUUAAAACAAGGAAACAAACUACUUUGUUAUAGUAACAAAGACAGAAACCCAAAGCUCCCCUCAAAGUCCUAAAACCCAUUUUUUAUUAGCCUUUUGUCUUUCUUUGUCUUAUGAUUUCUGUUCUGAAAAGUAAAAGAGAGCUUCAAUCAAACUGAAUUAUGGGUUGUUGUGAAUCAUCUUUUCUAACAGAGACCCAUCCAGAAAAAGAACAGACUCAGCAAGAAGUACAGCAGCCACGGAACCAUAAUCAAUCAGGUUCGGGUUCUGAACCCGACCCGGCUGCUACUAAUGGAGUCCCUUCUUUCUUGGAAUUCUCUUUGGCUAACCUUAAAGCGGCAACCAAUAAUUUCAGUCCAGAUAACAUAGUUUCCGAAAGUGGGGAAAAAGCUCCCAACCUAGUUUAUAAAGGUCGUUUACAAAACAGGAAAUGGAUCGCUGUUAAGAAGUUCGCUAAGAUGGCUUGGCCUGACCCCAAACAGUUUGCGGAGGAAGCAUGGGGAGUAGGGAAGUUGAGACACAGGAGGCUGGCAAAUUUGAUAGGGUAUUGCUGUGAUGGAGAUGAAAGGCUGCUUGUUGCUGAGUACAUGAUUAAUGAUACUCUUGCUAAGCAUUUGUUUCAUUGGGAAAAUCAAACCAUUGAGUGGGCAGUGCGUUUAAGAGUAGCUUCCUGUAUUGCCGAAGCUUUAGAUUAUUGUAGCAGUGAGGGCCAUCCGUUAUACCAUGAUUUAAAUGCUUACAGGGUUAUGUUUGAUGAGGAUGGUGAUCCACGUCUUUCAUGUUUCGGCCUGAUGAAAAAUAGCAGGGAUGGGAAAAGUUAUAGUACUAAUCUUGCCUACACACCUCCUGAGUAUCUAAGAAAUGGGAGAGUCACCCCUCAAAGUGUUAUUUACAGCUUUGGCACUGUUCUUCUUGAUUUGCUAAGUGGGAAGCACAUCCCUCCUAGUCAUGCACUUGAUAUGAUACGAGGUAAAAACAUCAUUCUCCUCAUGGAUUCACAUUUAGAGGGAAAAUUUUCUACAGAGGAGGCAACUGUGGUUGUUGGCCUUGCCUCUGAAUGUUUGCAAUAUGAACCGAGGGAGCGGCCCAGUACGAAGGACAUUAUUGCCACACUUGCUCCAUUGCAUACCAAACCUGAUGUUCCAUCUUAUGUCAUGCUUGGAAUCUCAAAGUAUGAGGAAGCUCCACCAACUCUACAGCGUCCACUUUCACCAAUGGGUGAGGCCUGUUCACGACUUGACCUCACAGCAAUUCAUCAGAUAUUGGUGAUGAAUCACUACAAGGAUGAUGAAGGGACUAAUGAGUUAUCUUUCCAAGAGUGGACUCAGCAGAUGAGAGAUAUGCUUGAGGCUAGGAAGCGAGGGGACUAUGCAUUCCGUGAUAAAGAUUUUAAAACUGCAAUUGACUGUUAUUCCCAGUUCAUAGACGUCGGAACCAUGGUCUCCCCGACUGUUUUUGCUCGGCGCAGUCUGUGCUAUCUAUUUUGCGAAACACCAGAUGGUGCCCUUGCAGAUGCAAUGCAGGCGCAAAUUGUGAAUCCUGAGUGGCCCACGGCCUUCUAUAUGCAAUCAGUUGCCCUUGCCAAACUAGACAUGCAUAAGGAUGCCGCAGACAUGUUGAAUGAAGCUGCUGGGCUUGAAGAAAAGAAGCAACGAGGGGUGAAGGGAUCAUGAGAACAAACAUCUAGUAUUGAUUCUACACCCCUGUACCCAUUCUUGUUGAGGCUGCCCAAAGUUUGUGUAAAAAUCUGAGCUUGAAAUUGAAUUUGAAAAUUGAAAUUGUAUGAAAUAGCAAAGAAUAUGUAUUUUCCUCCCAUUUGUGAAUGGAGUAUCUGUCCGUAAUGUUUGCAAAUAUAUGCUUAACUCAUCAAGGAGGCUCCACCAUGUCUCAAUGAUGGGUUUCCUGAAGAAAAUUCUCAAUUUCUCUUAUAAAAGCAAUUAUCUCGUAGACUGAUACGAUUUUGCCUUAACAGACUCCCCAGAAUGUUGGAGCAAAGGUGUAAUUAUAGUCAUUCUUUCAUUCUUUUCAUAACAAAAAUGGAUAAAGGUGACAGUUUUUUCAAAAUGUGUCCAGUGCCUCAACUUGCCUUGUCGCCAUUGUUGGUUAACUACUCAUCUUGAUAUCUGCAACUGUUUAACAUAAUAUUUUUCCACCAAUCUUCCGAGUCCUCAUGUUUU